UGUUCGGCUAUAAAAUAUCGACUAAUGGGUGUGAGUGUAUUUAUUUAAUGUUCUUUUCUUGUUGCCCAUCCACACAUCGCUUGUCGGACGAAAUAUAAGUUGAGAGUGUGGAUUUUUGCUGCGUGAAAACAGCGGAAAAGCGAAGGAGUGUUCUAAUAGCGCGCGCUUACAGUUCGAUCCGUCCAGUUGAUUGCCAAUCGUGCCACAGUGAAAGUGUUCCUCAAGCUCUUCUGAACCAUUUACAGAACAAUCUUCAGUUUAAACAAAAACGAAAUUUCGCCAAGUGUUUUUAACACCACCAGUUGAAUAUUUCCAGAGGAAAUUCUCAAGCAACGCUAAUUGAGCCAACGUAAUUCCAGAUCCGAAUCCGAUCGUUGUAAGCCAACCAACAUGUCUCACUCAGUGACUAUCACACGGACAACAACCACCACCAGUGGCUCCUCCACUCUUGUCCUCAACACAGGAUACAUGAAGACGUUCCCAGGACUCCUCAAACUGGCACAGUUGAUCCUCGGAGCAGUUAUUGUCGGAAUCUUGGGCUACUACAUCCGACGAUUAACUUAUCUCGUCUCCGUUCCAGCCAGUGAACUGUUCUUCUUCACCAUAGCAGUGGCGUUUCUCAUAGGAACCUUCUGUCUUCUCCUCUCUUGCAUAAUAUCCCUCAGCACGGGCGGCAUCAUCUCCAAGACGAUCUAUGAAUUAAUCUACCACACGAUCGCUUUCAUCCUCUAUCUCGCCGCUUCGAUCGCGUUUCUUGUGGAAGUGGUCAACAAGACCUCAUCGCGAUCUUCAGUUUACGAUUGGUAUCUGGCAGCUUCUGUCUUAGGCCUAAUCGUGUCUGGCCUCUAUCUUCUCAGCGCCUUUCUGGCUCAGAGAUCCUACAGAGGCAUCUAAAUAGAUACUCAUCUGAGAGCUUCAGACGCUUCCAGAAAAUAUCUUGCUAUAUUUUGAGUUUUUUUUUUGUAUAUUUUUGUUAUUUCUACAAAUUUUGUAUCACUGUGUAUUUAACAUAUUGUCCCUCUUCCCCUUUUUCCCUUUUACUUGAUAUUGUGUGUAAGGCCAGCACUGUGUCUAUGUCAAAGAAAAAUAUACUAAUUCUCCUACCAGAAA
Messenger RNA from Phlebotomus argentipes, 1110 nucleotides. RefSeq names its product CKLF-like MARVEL transmembrane domain-containing protein 8. NCBI's taxonomy places the organism in Eukaryota, Metazoa, Arthropoda, Insecta, Diptera, Psychodidae. Bases 391 to 894 code for a protein of 167 amino acids. The transcript has 4 exons. The record is from RefSeq and is a predicted model, not a curated record. Gene Ontology annotation, cellular component: membrane.